UCAGGGGGGCAGUGCCACCCCUCGAAAGAGGGAAUGGAAGGAGGGACACGCAGCAUGGGGACCAGGUGAGAUCUGAGAGAGGCUGCGGGCUGCUUGAUGGUGUGUACAGAUCCUGACUCUUGUUCCUGGGGAUGUCCGGAGCUGUGAAGGUGAGUGUCUUCUCUCUUGCCGGGGUGGGGGGAGGUUUCCACUGUAUGGGGGGCAUAGUAAACUGUGGGGUUUUCUUUCGGGGGAGGGGGGCCCUGACAGGUUUGCUGUAUGGGGCCCCAUGUUUUUCAAAAGCAGCCCUGUUGGUCGGUAUCAGGGUCUCUCUGUGGUGGCGGUGGGUGAUUUUUGUGUUGCCUAGGGCAUCACGCACCCUAAAUACAGCACUGCAUGUAAAGUGAGUAUAUGGGGGUCAGAGGGG
Molecule: messenger RNA, 406 nt
Organism: Staurois parvus
Lineage: Eukaryota; Metazoa; Chordata; Amphibia; Anura; Ranidae
Source: the annotation of a GenBank genome assembly